UAUUUUAUCUCAAAUCUUUCAGUUCUUUUGUUUGCAUGGGUUACGCCCCAACGCCCCCUUUUCCGACGUAAACAUAAGAGGCGAGGAGAUGGAUAACUUUACCGAGGCAGAAUCGUCAAGAAAGGCCGGAAUGGGUGAAGAGGAAACCAAAAAAGAGGAGGACUCGGACGAUUCAGGGGAAGAAGGCGAGGGGGCAGCUGGGGUGCCCGAAGAAGAGGCCCCAAAGGAGGAGGAGCCCUCUGGACAAGACGACUCUGAAUGGAGCCAGCAGCACAGAGAGGAAGUGCACCUAGAGGUCCUUCAAAUCAAAGCAGAAGCAAAUAAACAAUUCAAAGAAGGUCUCUGGGAAGAUGCAGCAGCCGGCUACGGCCGAGGUCUCCAGCUAUGUCCACGCUCGAUGGCCAAGGACUUGGCGAUCCUGCAUGCCAAUAGGGCAGCUGCCCUUCUGAAGGUGGCCCUCGUGGACGAGGCCAUCAAGGACUGCGACAAGGCUGUUGAAUUGGACCCCAAGUAUGUGAGGGCGUUUGCAAGAAGGGCGGGGGCCUACGAGACCAAGGAAAAGCUGGACGAAGCCCUUGAAGACUGGAAACAGGUCCUCGAAAUCGACCCUGACCACAGAGAGGCCAGAGCAGCUAUCCAUAGGCUUCCAGGAGAAAUAAAUGAGAGGAAUGAGAAACUAAAAGCAGAUAUGAUCGACAAACUGAAGGGUUUGGGUGACAUGAUUCUUCGUCCAUUCAACUUGUCCACAAACAAUUUUAAACUGACUCCAAAUGAGGCUGGUGGAUAUUCUGUCCAGUUCGAAAAGUGACUGCAGUUCCUUUUUUCUUCACAAACAUUCGCAUAAUUAUGUACACACAAAUUGGCCUCGAAUUUUGCCCUUGUGGUUAUGUCGUGGCCCAAGGCAAACUCAUUGGAGUGGGGUUCUGCAGAUAGGACAUGACCACAGAGGAUAUGGACAGCAUAAAACUGGAGAGGAUCUGCUUUGUAUCGUCGUUGACCUUCGAGUUGGCAAAGCUGAUGCACGAGCAAUACAGAGCCACCCAGGCGCACCAUUUUAGCUGUAAUCAAAUUGAAUUUGUAAGAGGCCAAUUUUGUUAUUCAUUUUGCCAACAAAUAAAAUAUCUAAUAAGUCA
Messenger RNA from Cloeon dipterum, 1133 nucleotides. It is a transcript of the gene Ttc1, whose product is annotated as Tetratricopeptide repeat domain 1. Gene Ontology annotation, molecular function: protein binding. NCBI's taxonomy places the organism in Eukaryota, Metazoa, Arthropoda, Insecta, Ephemeroptera, Baetidae. The transcript is spliced from 4 exons. The record is from RefSeq and is a predicted model, not a curated record. The coding region runs from base 89 to 808 and encodes 239 amino acids.